AUGAGCAUCGCCAAAGGCCCAGCCACAAACGUCCACCCCGCCAAGGGCGGCGACCCUGCUGCCGCACCCGCGCCAAGCUCGUCCAUCCGGCAGGAGGUCUCGCUCGACGCCAUCGCCGGGCAGGCGAACCGACUAGCGCAAGAAUCCCUGAGCUUUUUGCUGAAACACGGCCCUGACACAGCGUACGGCGGCUUCCACGCGACGCUCAACCGCGGCGGCGUGGUGGUGGCCCCUUAUGACAAGGGCAUUGUGCAGCAGGCGCGCCACUGCUGGGCGAUGUCCCACGCGGUCGCGUCGCGCGCGGUGCAGGGCGAGCAGGCGAAGCGCGCCGAGGCAGCGGCUCGGUCGACUUGGGCGUUCAUGAACAAGGCAAUGCGGCGGCCCGACGGCUUGUGGGCGUGGCUGGUGACGCGCAGCGGCUCCAGGGUGGUGGACCCAGGGCCCAGCCUGUACGGCCACUUUUUCGUCAUCUAUGCUGCAGUGGAGUUCAGCAAGGCGUUCGGCGAUGCCGCGGCCCUCAAAACUGCCCUGGCCACAUUCCGCGCCGUCGACUCCGCCUUCCACGACAGCACACACGGCGGUUACAACGAGACCAGCAGCUUCCCGGUCCUGCACUCCGUGCGGCUGCCAGAGUCCAUAGCGGCGCUAUACAACGCCACUGGGGAUGAGGCUGUGCUGGUGCGCCUGCAGGAGUUGACACAGCUGGUGACGUCGCGGCUCAUCACCAAGCACAACGCCAUAUACGAGUUCUAUGAUCCGGCCACCUGGACACCUGUUGGCCCCCCUUCCAUCAACUUUGGCCACAACCUGGAGAGCGCCUGGGUGGUGGCCGAGGCAAACCGCGUGAUGGUGAAUAAGGGCAAGCUCAGUGCAACAGCUGCCGGCGCAGCGGCGGCCAAGCUGGCUGCCCUGAGGGCCGCGGCGCUGAGGGACGGCUACGACCAGGAGCAUGGCGGCGUAUUCGAGGCCGGCGUUCCGGGGCAAGCAUCUGGCACAGGAGAAGGCGCUUCGACCAAGAAGGUGUGGUGGAUCCAGGCUGAGUCGAUGCUGGCGUUGCUGCAAGCAGACCUCAAGUCGGAGGACCCAACCCUGCUGAAGCAGCUGAACGGCACACUGGAGUUUGUGCGUACACACAUAUACGACCCUGUGGACGGAGAGUGGGUGUGGCAGACUGACGCCGCUGGCAGCGUGAUCGAACCCUACUACUACCAGAAAGGCAACAUCUGGAAGGCGUCGUACCACAGCCUAAGGUCCAUGCUGUUCAUGCAGCAGUGGAUCAAGGAGCGCGCCGGCGCAUGA
Molecule: messenger RNA, 1299 nt
Organism: Monoraphidium neglectum
Lineage: Eukaryota; Viridiplantae; Chlorophyta; Chlorophyceae; Sphaeropleales; Selenastraceae
Exons: 10
Coding region: 1-1299 (432 amino acids)
Biological process (GO): carbohydrate metabolic process; N-acetylmannosamine metabolic process; N-acetylglucosamine metabolic process
Molecular function (GO): N-acylglucosamine 2-epimerase activity
Source: RefSeq, a predicted model, not a curated record